AUGGGUUUUCGUUUACUGGGUGUCAGAAAGGCAUCUUUUGCUGCAAACCAAAUAGCUUCAAAAUCUGUAGAAGUACCAAAGGGCUAUCUUGCAGUGUAUGUUGGAGAGAACGUGAAGCGGUUCGUGAUCCCCAUAUCAUACUUGAACCAACCUUCAUUCCAAGACUUGUUGAGUCAAGCUGAGGAAGAAUUUGAAUAUGAUCAUCCCAUGGGUGGUCUCACAAUUCCUUUUCAAAUAUUUCUUUCUAACACAAGCCCUUGCUUUCGUUUUAUUUUUCUUGGUGUGUUGCAACUCAAAACAAUGGGCUUCCACUUACCUGGUAUUAGAAGGGCAUCUUUAACCAAAGCAGCUUCCAAGGCUGUGGAAGUACCUAAAGGCUAUCUUGCAGUCUAUGUUGGGGAGAAAAUGAAGCGGUUUGUUAUUCCUAUUUCAUAUUUGAAUCAACCUUUAUUUCAAGAAUUACUAAGCCAAGUUGAAGAAGAAUUUGGAUAUGAUCAUCCGAUGGGAGGUCUCACAAUUCCUUGCAUUGAAGAAACUUUCUUAGACCUCACUUCUCGUUUGAAUGUGCUAUAG
This is a messenger RNA of Abrus precatorius (Indian licorice), 573 nucleotides long. RefSeq lists its product as uncharacterized. Bases 1 to 573 code for a protein of 190 amino acids. Gene Ontology annotation, biological process: response to auxin. NCBI's taxonomy places the organism in Eukaryota, Viridiplantae, Streptophyta, Magnoliopsida, Fabales, Fabaceae. The record is from RefSeq and is a predicted model, not a curated record. The transcript is spliced from 2 exons.